GCCAAGCCGGAGGCAGCUCAAAAGAGUCCGCCUCAAGAAGAGAGCGGCAGAGUUCUGAUUCCCCGGGAGCGGCCGGAGUUUGCGCCCAGCCCCGGCUGCGUUUUGCAUUGCAAAGAAGCGUUCCAUUUUAUUUUGUAGAUAGAUAGAUUAUUAUUUUUCCUCGGCUUUUUCCUCGGCGCCUGCAAGGACAGGUCCCCCUGUGGGCAGAGGAGGGGAAAGACCGGCGCCCUCCGCCUCCCCUACCCCCCCCCCCCGACCACUCGGCCUCGGGGGGACGCUUGAAGCAGGCGAAGCAGAAUGUACCAGGGACACAUGCAGCUGGUGAAUGAGCAGCAAGAAAGCAGACCUCUCCUGAGCCCUUCGAUCGACGACUUUCUCUGCGAAACCAAAUCAGAAGCUAUUGUGAGACCUGUGACAUCAAACACAGCAGUUUUGUCCACAGGCCUGGAUCUCUUGGACUUGACCGAGCCUGUUUCGAAAAACCAAACCAAAGCGAAGAAGUCGGAGAAUUCCUCCAGAGGGGAGGGUUUAAAGGCUUUGACCCUCCGAAAGAAGUCGGACAAUCCAGACCUUAUCAGCGUGGAUGCUGAGCAGAAAAGCCAGUCUGCCAGAGCUCCUGAAAAGUCCUCAUUGGAUUUAGUCAAUAUUAAGGCGCAGCUGGAGAAAUGGGAUGAAGGGAAGUUUCGUGGAGACAGGGCCAGCAAAGGCUAUCCAGCUCCUGAGAGAAAACCUUCAUCAUCAAGAGCUCCCUCGAAAGAAUUUAUCUGGUCUGCAGAGAACAGAUCCCAACAAGAAGUGGCCGGUGUCAAGGCUACAGUGGAAUCUGAUUCAGCCUCAGAUUUAGAGUUAGCACCUGCACCAAAGGCACGAUCUACCAAAGAGCAACGCUGGGGAAACACACUCCUCUCACGAAAUCAUUCCAUGGAGGAGGAAUUUGAAAGAGCCAAAGCAGCGGUUGAGUCAGACACAGAGUUCUGGGAUAAGAUGCAAGCAGAAUGGGAAGAAAUGGCUCGCAGAAACUGGAUUACAGAUGGCCAAGAAGCACAAGGCCAAGUUGCUGUCUCCAUCAACGAGAAGGGCUAUUAUUUUCAUACUGAAAACCCCUUCAAAGACUGGCCGGGCGCUUUUGAAGAAGGUCUGAAAAAGCUGAAAGAAGGGGAUCUGCCACUCACCAUUUUGUAUCUGGAGGCGGCCAUUUUGCAAGACCCUCAUGACUCCGAGGCCUGGCAGUAUCUUGGUAUAACCCAAGCUGAGAACGAAAAUGAGCAAGGAGCUAUUGUUGCCCUCCAGAGGUGCUUAGAGCUUCAGCCAAACAACUUAAAAGCUCUCAUGGCCUUGGCAGUGAGCUUCACCAACACUGGUCACCAACAGGAAGCCUAUGAGGCGCUACGGAACUGGAUCAAGCAGAACCCCAGGUACAAGUACUUGACCAGGAGCAAGAAAGGCUCACCAGCGCUCACCAGGAGGAUGUCCAAGACAGCAGAGGAAAGUUCAUUGCUGGAAGAAGUGAAGGAACUGUACCUGGAGGCAGCCCACCAGAAUGGCGAGAUGAUAGACGCCGACUUACAGACCGGCCUCGGAGUGCUCUUCCAUUUGAGCGGGGAGUUUAACAGAGCCAUAGACGCUUUCAGUGCUGCCCUGACUGUUCGGCCAGAGGAUUAUUCAUUGUGGAACCGUCUAGGUGCCACCCUAGCAAACGGAGAUCGGAGUGAGGAAGCUGUGGAGGCCUAUACGAGAGCUUUGGAAAUUCAGCCUGGCUUCAUCAGGUCCAGGUACAAUUUAGGAAUCAGCUGCAUCAACCUGGGAGCCUACAGAGAAGCCGUCAGCAAUUUUCUCACAGCCCUCAAUUUGCAACGAAAGAGCCAAAAUCAGCAGCAAGUUUCCCACCCUGCAAUUUCAGGUAAUAUCUGGUCAGCUUUGCGAAUUGCUUUAUCGAUGAUGGACCAGCCAGAACUUUUUCAAGCGGCUAAUGUGGGCGACCUGGAUGUUUUACUAAGAGCUUUCAGCAUCGAUCCCUAGCAGACAUGCAACCAAGCCGUCCGAAAAUCAAAAAACUAUUUAAAUACGUACAGUAACAUAAAUGUCCUUCGAUUUCCGAUUUGAACAAAAGACGGACGCACAGACGUUCUCCAGCGGAAGAGAGUUCUGCGGGAUUUCACCAGGUCUCCAGACAGGAAGUUAAAAAAGCACAACAUUUUGUAAAUACCACCUUGCUCAAAUUUUCACGGGGGAGUCAAGUGAACGAGCGCUAUCGUGACAUUGGCGGGACUCAGCGGAAACAUUACUGGAAUAAACUGCGUUCCCUGUAACAUGUACCUGUACAAAGAAAAUAUAUCUCUUAAAAAAAUCAUGCUAUAUCUUCAGAGGAACACCCAAGAAUGUGUUUAGGUAAUACCUUGUACAGUUCCAUAGGAUAUGCAGUUUUGGAAAUGUAUGUCUGCAGUUGAGGGAUGCCAACUUCUCUCUUCCAGAUCCUUUCCCCACAGUUACGAUAGUCGAUGUAUGUUCACUGCAUUGCGCCCCUUCCCGUCAAUGGUUGUUAAGCCCCCAGGGCUUAAAAAUAACCUCGCUCGGUUUUCUUUCUUCUGUCGUCUGACCUCGUGAAGCCUUCCGUGGGGGAAAUCUCAAAUGCCUGGAGAAUUUUGUCGGUCGAAUGACAUUUUUGUCGAGCAGUUGUGGCGCAGGCUUAGACAGCAGUUUGUGCUAGUGAUUGGGGUCUGUAGGAGUAGGGCUGGCCCUAACAGGUUGCACCCUUUUCUGCUUUUUGGAAUCCCCACUUUAUCUCUCCAAACCCUCCGUACCUUUGAACGAGAGCCUGCUGCUUCUUGUUAGUAAUCAGCAAUUCGUUUUUGACUGUUCCAGAAGAACGCUGCUAUGGGAGCGAUUCGGUAUUGCCGGGCAAUGCCAUCAUGUAUGUGUGGUCACUUCUACACUGACCCUUUAGAGCGGUUAGGGAGUGGCUCCUUCCCAGAGGGGCACACCUCUGACCACAGGCACUGAGGCAGCUGGAAUGCCAACUUGGGCACCAACUGGCUGGAUUCUGCCCCAGGUGCCCAUUCUGCUUCCUGAAGGCCUGUUUUGAGCAGAGCUCACAAUAGAACUAGGAUCUGCAAACGUAAUGCACUUUAAUGUAGCUUUCUUGAUUUUAUUUUUUGGUAGGGGUGGGAGCAGACCCACUCUUUUUGCACUUUGGCUUUAGGAACAAAAGGUACAGAUGCAGCUGCGUUGACAUCAAGGACCUUUUGAUCCAAAGCGGGGCUUCCUCCUAGCUGAGACAGUUUGACAAUGCAAAGACUGAUCAUCAGCUCUUGGCUUGGGAUGGUGAAGGUAUUGAUGUGAAGUAGCAAAAGGGGACGUACAUCAGACUGGGAAAGGACAAAGGUCUGUCCCUGCAGUCUCUGGCAAGGCACCGGAAGCAGAAUUUACCAAAAAGCAUUCCAGAUCGAAACUGGAUUGCAACAUCCAUUCUCUUAGGAGCUUGGAUGCGAAGGACGCUCAGUCCUUUGGGACUCAAAACACCGACUCGAGAGUUCACCCCCCCCCUCCCACCCCAGACGUUCUCUUGUGCAAGCCCUGUUGAAACAAAAAGGACCAAGCACAGGCAUGAUACUCUGCUCCUUUCAACAGGGUCUACACAAGAGCUCCCACCAGCCCCCAGUGAACAAGUGCCUCAACUAAAACUCCUUUAAAUAUUGUUGAUUUCAGGGGGAGUGUAUAAAACUGGGAUACUGGUGAGAUUUUUAGCUGAAGUUUGAUGGUUCCAUGGAAUAUCAUUCUUUAAGAAUUUGGGGGGCAAGGCUAAUAAAACUGGCCGGGUGGGUGGGUCUCCUCCAUCCAAGCUGGAUGGUUAAAAAAAAUUAAAAUAAACAGGGAUCUUGUAGCACUUUAACAAACAAAAAAUAUCCAGUCUAACUUUUCAUGGAUAUCUUCAGAUGCAACAAGCAUAUUCUCAUUGUGCUGUUCUUUUAGACAGGAAAUAUUUUCUUUAAAUGUUCUUGAGAAUCUCAUUUUACAUUGUCUAUAUUUUUUCAUUUUCCUAAAGUGUUGAUCAUGAACAGAAGUACUUGGAUAAAAAUGAAAAGUAGCAAACUGUGCUCUAUAAACACAGGGCUUUGUUGGCAGAUUUUGAA
This is a messenger RNA of Sphaerodactylus townsendi, 4130 nucleotides long. It is a transcript of the gene PEX5L, whose product is annotated as peroxisomal biogenesis factor 5 like. The coding region runs from base 298 to 2019 and encodes 573 amino acids. Gene Ontology annotation, molecular function: protein binding. Gene Ontology annotation, biological process: protein import into peroxisome matrix, docking. Lineage: Eukaryota; Metazoa; Chordata; Lepidosauria; Squamata; Sphaerodactylidae. The transcript has 14 exons. The record is from RefSeq and is a predicted model, not a curated record. Gene Ontology annotation, cellular component: cytosol; peroxisomal membrane.